AUGCUUGGAUGGAUGCUCAAGCGCGGCGAAAACGCGUCCAACGCGGUCAAUGACGCCGAGCAACCCGACACGCCAGCCCCCGUGUUCGCUGCGAGAGCAUUUAAAAGCGCCUUGUUUGGCACCCCUCGACGGCACGAUAUUCGAGCUGCACGACCUGGAAGACGAGGCACAACGACUUCUAAUACUGAUAAAGACUCAAAUACCCCAUCAAAACCUGCCGGCAUUCUCCUAACACCUGGUACCGGUGCGGCGAGGCGGAAACGCGUGUCAUUCGGAUACGAUGUCUCUAGCGAUAAAGAACCAGUCGCAGAGGCAGCGAACGCGAUUAACAAACAAGAGUCGAGCGCAACAUCCAGUAAGAAUAAUGCCCCUACCGCAGUCAACUCCCGCCUUCCAGACGACGAGGAUGAUUGGGAAGAGGAUGACGAUGGCGAGCAGCCAGCUACCGACAUGACCCUCGACCUAAAUGAACCUCACUCUCAGUCUGGCAAAUACUGGAAAGAAGAAUUCGAAAAAUACCACGAAGAUGCCAAGGUUGAGCUGGAGAAAUUGCUCAAGUAUAAGCAACUUGCAAAAUCUUACGCGAAGCAACGGGAUGCCGAGACGAUGCAGCUGGCGGAGCGUCUGCGCGACGAGCAGCUCAAGGUGCUCAAAAUGGAAAAGAUGAUUGCGGAAAAUGAGAGAAACAUUGCUUCCGCACGGCAAGCCGAGGAUGGCGACGCGACAGUCGAGCUGCUGGACAAGCUGACCUCACAGACGACCUUGGCUACUCAGUACCGGGAGCAAGUGCAGAAGCUUGAGGCGGAACUCGAGGAGGCGCUGCGCGACAGGGAACAGAGGGCGGAUGUCCAACGGCGGCGCCGACAGGGAAGUGCGUCGCCCGCGACUCACAAGGCCCUCGCCGAGACGCAGCGCGAGCUGCGGCAGGCGAAAAGCCAACUGCGCGAAAUGGGGACAUUGCGUGAUCAGGUUUCUUCACUAAAAGCCAAAUUGCAGGCCGCUCAAGGAAAGCCGGGCAGCGCGAACGACGCGCCGGGCGAAAGUUCACGAACUCAGGAACUACGCGCCCAGCUCCGAGUGCUCAAGGAGGAGUCAUUGAUGAAGGAUCAGGAGUUGCUGAUUCUGAGGUCCGAAUUUGAUGCUUUUCGAGAAGAAUCGGCAAGACAGGAUGCCGACAUGCGCGACGUCGUGACACGUGCACACUCCAAGAUUGCUGAUCUAAAGAUGGAAAUCAAGGCUCUCAAAUCUACGCAAGCAGAGAAGCCCCGGCCUCAGAGUUGGGAUAUGGUUGGAAAUACCGAUGCGGCAGGUCUAGAGGAUUUGGACGAUCCAGUUGUCUCAGCCGAACCUGCUCGAUGCAGUUUGGAUACCGAUCGGCGUCGCAAACCACACGCUCCUACCAGAGAGCGGAAAUCGCGAUCGCUCCGUGAAAAGUUCCGCGAGGAUGCUCCUCCAAGCCCCGAGCGCCUGCCGUGCGUUUCGCGUCGGCAGGCGGAUGACCGACGGCAGUGGCAAGAGUUUGUCCCGAGGUCCCCCCGAAAUCUGGACUAUCUCGGCGAGGAUGUGGCCCGGCGGAUAGAAAACGGCGGCGUCACACCUGCGGCGCAGAAGAAGAAAGCAAUUCUGUCCGCGCACGAGCAAAUGGAGAGACGGAGACGGCCCAGUCAGUCGGACGGCGAGGAUGCAAUCGACUUGCUCCGGAGCCGCUUCGCCAAGCUGGGCGGCCCGGAAGAGGGCGGACAGGGCCAUGGGGGCAUCUCGAUCCCGAGCGGGAUUAAUCUGCCGCCCGAGCGCCGGGCGGCGGCGCUGGCGCGGAUCGAGAAACGUAUGGCGGAGAAGAAGAGGGCGAGGGCGCGGACCAUGGACAAGGAGAACAUGCAGCCCGUGCAGUAG
Cordyceps fumosorosea ARSEF 2679 is the source of this 1893-nucleotide messenger RNA. Its product is annotated as Spindle-body formation-associated protein. The transcript has 2 exons. The record is from RefSeq and is a predicted model, not a curated record. NCBI's taxonomy places the organism in Eukaryota, Fungi, Ascomycota, Sordariomycetes, Hypocreales, Cordycipitaceae. The coding region runs from base 1 to 1893 and encodes 630 amino acids.